GCAGGACCACUGGGCUCCAGCCAUGGAGGGGGCUAGGGCCACUGAGCCGGUCCUAGAUGCUAAGUUCGAAGUCACUAGCCAGCUUAUAGAUUUUCAGUGGAAACUCGGCAUGGCUGUGAGCUUGGACAGCUGCAGAUCACUUAAGUAUCCUUACGUUGUAGUAAUGCUAAAAGUGGCAGAUCAUUCUAGCCAAGUAAAGAACAAGUCCUUUGAAAUGACAAUUCCUCAAUUUCAGAAUUUUUACAGACAGUUCAAGGAAAUUGCUGCUGUUAUGGAAACUGUGUGAAACUCUUUGGUUGAUACAGUCC
Perognathus longimembris pacificus (Pacific pocket mouse) is the source of this 308-nucleotide messenger RNA. Its product is annotated as COMM domain-containing protein 6-like. Lineage: Eukaryota; Metazoa; Chordata; Mammalia; Rodentia; Heteromyidae. Gene Ontology annotation, molecular function: NF-kappaB binding. Bases 23 to 286 code for a protein of 87 amino acids. The record is from RefSeq and is a predicted model, not a curated record. The transcript has a single exon.